UUUAAUAACUUUAUUGGUCAUUUGACCAGCUAACAAAAUACUUCUGGGUUGCUUUUACACUUUUAGAGAGUGUAGAGUAUGUCUUUUUCUGUAUUGCUUUCUAAUGCGCCACGAAGUUUAUUGUCAGUAUAACUCGUACCAAAUGUACGUCAUUAAAAGCCCUAGUUUAUUGUUUGUAGAUCCGCUAACGCAUUUAGAACAUUAAAUAUAUAUAGUAGCAAACUACAAAGUCGGGGGCAAUGUUUUGAGUCGAUACCAAAGAUUACACCGUGCCAGCUAAAGCGGAGCUGUAUAAAAUGUCCCGGUUGCAACUGCGCUUCCUCCUCAGGCGAGCCCUGUCUGGCUCUGGCUGUCCGAGAUAUUCCCUGCCCGGCUCCGGCUGCCCGGGAUGUUUCCUGCCGCGGGUCACGUGCUUUAGAGGUGAGCCCAUUGGCACAGAUUUUAAUAUUAUAACAUCAACAAUGCAAUAUAAUUUAGACAAAAGGAAUAUAUACACAUCGGUUGGUAAACAUUACUUCUUUGAUACUCAUGCAGUUGUACAGCUUCUGGAGGCUAAUGGAUUCUCUGCUGAGCAGUCGGAAAUUGUUGUUUCUGCAUUAGUAAAAAUCCUUAAUGUGAACAUGAAUCUGAUACACAAGGAUAUGGUUACGAAAGAGCAGCAGGAGAUCAGUCUCCAGCAGGUCAUGUCACUCAUAGCAUCUGUCAAAAAGGAUAUGAUCAUUUUGGAAAAGAGCGAAUUUUCUGCAUUAAGAACACAAAAUGAGAAAGUGAAAAUUGAACUUCAACAACUAAAGAAGCAAUUAAAUGAUAGCAUUGUAAAAGUCCGUGCAAGCAACAAACUGGAUUUUAAUUUAGAAAAAAGCAGAGUUAAAGAAAUGCAUGCUGACAAUGAAAGGAAGCUGUUGGAACUUAGGACGUCGAUAGUAGAACUGCAUUCUCAACAAGAUAGGGGACUGACACAAACCAAAAGAAAGAUUGACACAGAAGUUUCUGGUGUAAAAACCAUGCAAGAAUCCCAUAAACUUGACACCAUUAAAUAUUUGGCAGGGUCUGUGUUUACAUGCCUUACAAUAGCUCUGGGAUUUUACCGUCUGUGGAUAUAAAAGAGCAGCACAAUUUUGUUUGAGAAUGUUUUUUUUUCCUGUCUAUAUUUUUAUUAUCUAAUUCAUAACUAAAGAAUGGAAGAGGACUACACAAGAACAUAAGCUGUGUGGCAUGAAUGUAUGCAAAUACCACGCAGACAAAUCAUAUUAAUAACAUGUGGCAGUCAUUGCAUUCUUGUCAGUAAUUAUCAGAUUGUACACAAGAAUGUCCUAAAAAUUAUAACCUUGCAAAUGGUGCUUAGUGAUGUCAUGGGUUAUAAUUGGUUUUUAUCAUGUCAUGUGUUUUGCACAACCCACUUAAACAUGUAUUAAAGUCCUCCAGACUGGGGAAGUACACACCUAUAUUUCCGAAGUUUCCCUGUCUUGAAACCUAAGGUGCGUACAGAGGGGAAAGACACGGGUACAAGUCGGCUGCAGGUCCUACAACAUUUUGUAGUCAAGACUUGGGUGCAGGUUGAGGAUUUGCCAAUUAGGGUCAGGUGUGGGUUGAGUUUUUCCUGACCCACACAUCACUAAAAUUCAGGGGGGAGGAACAUAGGUGUCCUCUCCACUCACUCCUACCUUGCGCAUCAUUCUGAGGCACAAAGGUAUAAGCAGAAGAAUCCACAGCACUAAGGGAUGUGCUUUUGUACCCCAAGAGUUAUAAAUUACCACUAUUAUGUGAGAGGGAUGUUUGGAAGAUACAAUACAUAUUCUUGUGCUUUUCAUAUGAAAUGUGGUUUAUAGUAUUUUGUUUAUAUGCUCAUGCAGAUAAUAUGUUCAUAUGAUGCAAAAACAUAACAACGAACAAAGUAGAAGCUCAGUAAAUGGCUUUCUUUCAUGUAUAAGUCAGUGGUUGGUAACCUAAUUUCAGAGGAAAUAUUUCCAAAAUUGAAUUGGUAUCCACUGUGUUCUUUGCUGCAGCACAUUUAUAAGGGCUAGUUAAUUUAUUUCAUGGUGAAAAUUGCUAAAAAAAAAUCUAAGCACCAUACUGUAUGUGCCAUAAGCCAUAUAACGACUGUCACGCUGCUUUCAUUUGGAUACAGUUAAAAUUACCUUAUUGGAGCCAUAUGAGCAAUUUGCAAAUUGUAUAAAUAUUUCACUGAGAAAGGAAUGAAAAGAAUUAAAGAAUGACUGAAAAACUG
Messenger RNA from Xenopus tropicalis (tropical clawed frog), 2227 nucleotides. RefSeq names its product mitochondrial calcium uniporter regulator 1 (gene mcur1). Gene Ontology annotation, cellular component: mitochondrial membrane; mitochondrial inner membrane. NCBI's taxonomy places the organism in Eukaryota, Metazoa, Chordata, Amphibia, Anura, Pipidae. The record is from RefSeq and is a predicted model, not a curated record. The transcript is spliced from 9 exons. Bases 297 to 1103 code for a protein of 268 amino acids.